UCGAGCCGCUGUGACGUCACCGUUGCCAAACACGCAUGGUCAGAAAUUAGGGGUAGCCCCAUUGUUCUACAGUGGAUGCAUGUUGGUAUUUUUGGUAUUUUAAUCUGAACUUUUAAGACUCAAGAGCAUCUAUUUUUAUAAACUAAGAUGAAGAAUUUGUCAUCAAUUUGCAACAUAUGUGUACGCCAGUUUUCGAGAACACUAGGAAGUCGUUUAGAAUCACAAAAUGGGAUUCGACAGGUCAGAAGGUACUCUGUAGAUCUAGCACACACUGUUUACCAAGGAGAUGCUAGUCUUGCUAAUGUUAUCAUAGUCCAUGGGUUGUUUGGAUCGAAGAGCAACUGGAGAACCCUAGCAAAGCGUCUUACCAAGGACACUGGAUGUACAACAGUUACCGUGGAUGCACGUAACCAUGGUGAUAGUCCUCAUGUGGAUGUAAUGACGCUAGAAUUGAUGAGCCAAGAUAUCAAGUCAUUAGUAACUGAUAAAUUAGGACUGUCAAGCUGCAUUCUGAUUGGUCACAGUAUGGGUGGAAAAAUUGCCAUGGUUACAAGUCUGAUUGAGCCCACACUAGUUGAUAAGUUGGUAGUUGUGGAUAGUGCACCCAAGGCGCCAAAGGCCAGUGAAGAUUCAUGGGUAAAGGCCUAUAUCAGAGCCAUGAUGUCCGUGGACUUGAACAAAAAUCUUUCAUCAUCUGAACUAAAGAAAUACGUUGAUCUACAAUUACAAAAUACAAUGCCAAAAAAGUCAAUUCGACAAUUCAUCAUGAAGAACCUACAACAAACUGAUUCUGGGUUUGAAUGGCAGCUAAACCUCAACGCUUUAUUGCAGAACCAUGACGCUUUGGUUGGCUUCCCUCAACAUCAUUUCACAUUUAAGAAGCCUGCACUCUUUGUUAGAGGUGGCCUCUCGGACUAUAUACAACCAUCUGAUUAUGCUGAAAUAUUAAGAUUAUUCCCAUCAGCGGUAGUUGAGACUAUAGAGGACGCUGGUCAUUGGGUUCAUUCAGAAAAACCGAAUGAUUUUCUAAAUGUGGUGGAACGGUUUAUAGAAAAUGAGCAGGUUUGAUAUGACAUAAAUAUUAAUAUUACUAUUAGUAGGUAUUAUUUAAAAUAAAUUAUAUAUAUAUAUUUAAUAUCGUGUUGAUUUGUGGUCUCUUAUGUAAAAUAAAUGUAUACUAUAGUUUCCCAAAUAGAACAAAUUACCAUCUGUAGUGUCGUAUAAUAUUCAUUUAUGCAUUACUUCAUUUAAUGUACAGCCUGUACCUUUACUCAUACUUGUUCCCCAGCAACUGCACUGUACAUUCAAGUUUACAAUCAAACACCACACCAUCAACAUUGGCCAUCUUCAAAAACCUUGCCUUUUCUAGGGCCAGUCUAGGCCACUAUAUAAGCACCUACUCACCUGUGGCAGGGCAAAAAUUAUCUCAUUCCUUUGCUCAAGUCACAUGUGCAGGGGUCCAGGACUGUUAGGGUGAUGGCAGACAGCGAGCUCUCAGGGAUUUUGUUGUGCCAUUUUUUUAUUUAUUUUAUUUUUCAUCUGAAGCGCAUAGAAGCUUUCUUGCAUUUUGUUAUUAUAUGACCUAGAAAGGUAUUUUUUUAACAGCGAUAAUAAAAACAAUAGUACAAAAUUCAGUGCAAACAUAAACAUGUAUUUAUUUCAGAAUUGCAAUUUCAGAUGUCAUUCAUUAAUUCAACAAAAUGAGAAAAUGCCUACUGUCAUAUGAUUGCCAUUCACCCUUAAAGCAUAACAAAAGGUGCCUAGUAGUACUGCUCUGAUAUAGGAACAAAUGAUCUGUAUCAGUUGUAUAAAAAGAGCUAAUGGCAGGAAUUGAACCCAAGACUAUUGCUUUCAGGGUGAAUGUCAUACUGCUAGACCACAGAAGCCUGCUAGUACAUUACUGGAUUGUAUGUACCAUAGCGAAAAUAGAAGAGUUCUAUUUUCUCUAUGAUUGUACUAAUACAAUGAGCAAGACUAACCCACUGAUAAUAAUACACAGUAAUUUUCACAUUAAUAAAGGUAUAAGUACCUCAAACUGUUGGUUUUUUUUGCAAUUUAAUUACAUGCUCCCUAUACAUUACUGGUGGGUGCCCUGAAUGUGUACCUGUGUGUGUAAUAUAUAUGCAAGUGCAAAUAUGUGAAUGUAUUCUUAAGCAAAAUGUGUGUGUAGUAUAUUAAUGAGUUACAUAGUUAUAGGACAUACAAAUGUAUUCUAUAUGUAGUAUGUUAUGUAUUUUAUAUAAGUUUCAGUGUAAUUAUAUAUGUAAUGUUUCCCACAACAUUGU
Messenger RNA from Anneissia japonica, 2285 nucleotides. Its product is annotated as protein ABHD11-like. NCBI's taxonomy places the organism in Eukaryota, Metazoa, Echinodermata, Crinoidea, Comatulida, Comatulidae. The coding region runs from base 148 to 1068 and encodes 306 amino acids. The record is from RefSeq and is a predicted model, not a curated record. The transcript has 5 exons. Gene Ontology annotation, cellular component: mitochondrion.